Molecule: messenger RNA, 2179 nt
Organism: Leptopilina boulardi
Lineage: Eukaryota; Metazoa; Arthropoda; Insecta; Hymenoptera; Figitidae
Gene: CCT5
Product: T-complex protein 1 subunit epsilon
Exons: 7
Coding region: 117-1751 (544 amino acids)
Biological process (GO): protein folding
Cellular component (GO): chaperonin-containing T-complex
Molecular function (GO): ATP binding; ATP hydrolysis activity; ATP-dependent protein folding chaperone
Source: RefSeq, a predicted model, not a curated record
AGAUUUUAGAAACAAAAUGGACGUUUUUUGGUGAAAGUACGCACAGCGUGAGUGAAAUAAUUUUUAAUAAAAAAGGUAUAUUAUCUAUCUUUUCGUGAAGUAAUAAAUUCGCCAAAAUGAACGCGUUUCCGGGUUCUAUCGCUUUUGAUGAGUACGGUAAACCCUAUAUAAUAUUACGAGAUCAAUUCCAACAAAAACGAUUGACCGGCAACGAUGCAAUCAAGUCACAUAUUCUCGCUGCCAGCCAAAUUGCCAACACCCUUAAAUCCUCAUUGGGACCAAAAGGUUUGGAUAAAUUGAUGGUGAGCCCUGAUGGUGAUGUGACCGUGACAAAUGAUGGUGCAACAAUCCUUAAAAAUAUGGAUGUUGAUCAUGAAAUAGCAAAACUCAUGGUCCAAUUGUCUCAAUCACAAGACGAUGAGAUUGGCGAUGGAACAACUGGUGUUGUUGUAUUAGCUGGUGCACUCAUGGAACAAGCUCAAAAAUUAUUGGACAAGGGUAUUCAUCCAAUUCGAAUAGCCGAUGGUUUUGAAUUGGCUGCUCGAUGUGCUAUUAAACAUCUCACAAGUAUUUCUGAAGCUUUCCCUGUUAAUCCCAAUGAUUUGGAGCCUCUAAUCAAAACUGCAAUGACAACACUUGGAUCAAAAAUCGUAAACAAAUUGCAUAGAGAAAUGGCGCAAAUUGCUGUUAAUGCAGUUAUGGCUGUUGCUGAUUUGGAGAAACGAGAUGUGAACUUUGAACUUAUUAAAGUUGAAGGUAAAGUUGGUGGUCGACUUGAGGACACCGUGCUGGUUCACGGAGUCGUUAUUGAUAAAGAUUUCAGUCAUCCUCAAAUGCCGAAGAGACUGGAGAAUGUGAAAUUGGCAAUUUUGACUUGUCCAUUUGAACCACCGAAGCCAAAGACAAAGCAUAAGCUCGACGUUACUUCUGUGGAAGACUACAGGGCACUUCGUAAUUACGAGAAGGAAAAAUUCGAGGAAAUUGUUAACAAAGUUAAAGAUGCUGGAGCAACUCUUGCGAUUUGUCAAUGGGGUUUCGAUGACGAAGCAAAUUAUCUUCUUCUGCAGAAAAAAUUGCCCGCUGUUAGAUGGGUCGGAGGUCCUGAAAUCGAGUUGAUUGCCAUUGCUACGGGAGGUAGAAUUGUUCCACGUUUUGAAGAAUUAACACCAGAGAAACUUGGAUUUGCAGGAGUCGUGAGACAAUUAUCUUUUGGUACCACCAAGGACAAGAUGCUUGUUAUCGAGGAUUGCAAAAAUUCCCGUGCUGUAACAAUUUUCAUUCGAGGUGGUAAUAAAAUGAUUAUUGAAGAAGCAAAGCGCUCCUUGCAUGAUGCAUUGUGCGCAGUACGUAAUUUGGUGACGGACGAAAGAAUUGUUUACGGUGGAGGUGCUGCUGAAAUUUCUUGUGCCUUGGCUUGCGCGGCGGCCGCUGACAAAAUUAGCACUUUAGAACAAUAUGCAUUCCGUGCAUUUUCUGAAGCACUUGAAUCAAUUCCCAUGUCACUUGCUGAGAAUUCUGGAAUGUCACCAGUUAAUUCUUUGGCUGAAAUUAAAGCACGACAAAUUGCCGAAUAUAAUGCAGCAUUGGGUAUCGAUUGCAUGAAUCGAGGAACUUCAGACAUGAAAGUACAAAAUGUUAUUGAAUCACUGAAAAGCAAGACCCAGCAAAUUCUUUUGGCAACACAAAUGGUGAAAAUGAUCUUGAAGAUCGAUGAUAUUCGUUCUUCCAGUGAAGCAAAUGAAAUGAAUUAAGCAUUUGCAAUAAUUUUUUUUUACAUACACGAAAAUUAUCGAUAUAAAAUUAACACUACGCUUCAUAAUUGCUUAAUUUGUGUUUUUUUUUGUAGUUUUGUUACAUUAAACAAUUUUUUUUUUCAAAUCUCAUGUCUUUGACGUAUUUUAUCACAUUGUCAUAAUUCAUUGUUUUUUUUUCAUUUUAUGGCAGUUAUAAAACGAACAAAGUUGAACAUCUAUUUAAUAUCGUUAGUAAACAAUAAUUAGAAUCCAAAAAAUUUAUUUAAAUAAUUUAUCCAAUUUUUACAAUCAUUAAAUAAAAUGAAAAAAAAGAGAAAUAAAAUUAUCACCGUCGAAAAUAUUUUUUAAUUAUGAUAAUAAAACGACGAUAAAGUAAUUGCUGCUUAUGUAUUCAAGUUUUGAAAUAAAUGAUUUUUAUGAAAUUA